Molecule: messenger RNA, 1511 nt
Organism: Coniophora puteana RWD-64-598 SS2
Lineage: Eukaryota; Fungi; Basidiomycota; Agaricomycetes; Boletales; Coniophoraceae
Product: MFS general substrate transporter
Exons: 12
Coding region: 79-1491 (470 amino acids)
Biological process (GO): transmembrane transport
Molecular function (GO): transmembrane transporter activity
Source: RefSeq, a predicted model, not a curated record
AAAGUUACCAGCGCCGGGUAGCCGUAUCCGAUCAGCCCUUCCUUCACCUCCCUCCACCUCAGGUCUGUAGCUGACACAAUGGCCCCUGUACAGACAACAGGGUCGGACUUGACCAGGCAGCAGUGGGGUUUUGCUUUCGCUCUCGUAACAUCGCUCUUCUUCACCUGGGGCUUCGCGUACGGCCUUCUCGAUGUCCUUAAUGCCCACUUCCAACAAGUCUUUGGCAUCUCUAAGCUUCAAAGUACCCUCCUCCAGCUCGCUUACUUCGGAGCUUACUUCGUAUGGGCACCAUUCGCCGGCUGGUUUAUGAGGAAAGUGGGGUACAAGAAAGGUAUCCAUAUCGGCCUCGGGCUCUACUCCCUCGGCGCCAUCUUCUUCUGGCCCUCAGCCACAUAUGAAAAGUACGGCGGUUUCGUCGGGUGCACUUUCGUCAUCGGAUGCGGCCUUUCGACGCUCGAAGUCGCCGCCAACUCCUACAUCUCCGUCCUCGGAACGCCGCAGUACGCCGCCAUGCGCCUGAACUUCUCGCAGGGCUUCCAGGGCGUCGCGAGCUUCGCUGGGCCGCUCAUCGCCUCGCGCUGGUUCUUCCAGGGCGAGAACGCCUACACGCUCGGCACGGUACAAUGGGUUUACCUCGCUGUCGCAGUGCUCGGUGUUGUCCUUAACAUUCUGUUCUACUUCUGUCCCCUGCCUGAGAUCGGCGAGGAUGCCCUCGCUGCAGAGAUCCACGGCGUCGGGCUCGCAGACGACGAGGGCCCAUUCUACAAGCAGUACCGCUGCGUGUUUGGCUUCGUUGCCCAAACCGCCUAUACCGGCGCGCAAGUGACCGUCGCGUCCUUCGCGGUGAACUACCUUGAGGCGCAGGGCGUCGGCAUCGACUACUCCAAGGCCUCACAGCUCUUCUCCUUCUGCCAGAUCACGUUCACCGUCGGCCGCUUCAUCGGCGUCGCGAUCCUGCACUGGAUCGACCCCGCCGUGCUGCUCACGUUCUACGGCCUCUGUUGUUUCAUCUUCUGCCUCUGCGUCUCGCAGCUGCCCGGGUACAGCGGCAUCGGCUGCCUCUUCGCGCUGUUCUUUUUCGAGAGCAUAUGUUAUCCCAACAUCUUCACCCUCGGCACGAAGAACCUCGGCCGGCACACCAAGAAAGGAUCCGGCCUCAUCGUCAUGGGCGUUGGCGGCGGCGCCUGGUUCCCGCCUGCGCAAGGCGGCCUCGCGGACCGCGCGACGACGCGCCGCUCCUACCUCGUCCCCAUGGCCGGCUACAUCGCCAUGACCAUCUACGCCGCCGGCCUCGUCGUGGACCAGUGGAUCAAGCGCGGCGAAGUCUACGUGCGCAACAUGGACGAGCUCACCGCGCGCCGGGAGGCCGUGGCCAGCGCGUACCCGACCACCGCGCUCAUCCUCAAUCCGCCCGCGGGCCUGGUGGUCAAGAGCGGCCUAGCGGGCGACAGCGAGAAGGUGUCCGACGAGGAGCUCGUCGAGGACGCCUGAGCGGCUUGAAGUUGACGGCG